CAACAUUUUCACAGCAGAACUAACACUUUUGGCUUCCACUGUAUCGUGAAUUUAGGAGCUCACUAUUUAUCUAAACCUGAUAUAAGAGAUAACUCUGCACCUGAGGGGAUCUUAUAAUUUUAGAUCAACUUUCCCAACCUACAUCAUGAAGGCAGGUCUAAAGACACAGCCCACCAAACCAAACGGCUGUCUUUCAGGGAGGGAGAAAGAGAGAGAGAGAGAUGAAUCUGGGGCACUAUUAUCUGGCCUCUUUUUCCAAGCAGAAGCAGAGAUUUGUGGACGGCGAGCUGGAGUGUAGAGAUAGCGUGUUGUAGUGUGACUUUUACCUAAAUUAGUAAGCCAAACCAAAGCAAGUCAACUCAAGGACGAAGACGCCUUUAAAACUACGGCACCAACUCAGAGCUCGAUUAUCUUCGAAAGCCGCCAUGUUGGAGGACAAGAAGACCAAGGUGAAGAUAACCUUUCUGGUUAUCCUGGUGGGCAUUUCGUCCAUGUUGGCGGCGGUGGUGACGGAUCAUUGGGCGGUUUUGAGUCCCAGGGUGGAGCGGCUCAAUACUACCUGUGAAGCGGCACACUUUGGACUCUGGAGGCUUUGUAAAAAGAGUAUCUUCAUUGUGGAGGAAGACCCUCAGGGCAAAGGCUGUGGCCCUAUCAGCCUGCCAGGAGUCAAGAACUGCUCCUACUUCAAGCACUUCACAUCAGGGGAAGAGGCGGAAGUUUUUGAAGUCAAGACUCAGAAAGAGUACAACAUCUCAGCUGCUGCCAUCGCCAUCUUCAGCCUGGCCUUCAUGACUCUGGGCAGCCUCUGCCUGCUGGGCGCGUUUGGGAAGGGCAGAGAUUACCUGCUGAGACCCGCCGGCAUGUUCUUCGCUUUUGCAGGUCUGUGUAUCGUCAUCUCGGUGGAGGUCAUGAGGCAGUCGGUCAAACGCAUGAUCGACAGCGACGAGACCAUAUGGAUCGAGUACUACUAUUCCUGGUCCUUCGCCUGUGCCUGCGCCGCCUUCACCCUCCUUUUUCUCAGCGGCAUCACUCUACUCAUCAUCUCCAUGCCACACAUGCCCAGAAACCCCUGGGAGACCUGCAUGGACGCCGAGCCCGAGCCCAUAGACUAGCGGGACAUCUCGACCAGAGGAACAGACACAAACAUAUGGGCAAAAUAUGCUGUUAUUACUUAGAGGUUUUGUCUCGUUUCUUGUCCAAAGUCUUAAAUCAAGAAGCAUUUUCUAGACACGCACAAAGAUGUUGUCUUGUUUUCAAAAAUAUUGAGUCGAAAUUAAGCGAGUUUUCUUUUAAAACAAGUUAAAUAAUCUGCUAACAGGGUGUGGAAAAAGACACACGUCAAAAAUGCUGAUCGAUUUGUUGUUGAUGAAAUCUUGACGUCUAUUAGACAUCCACAUAUUGAUGCUCUUUUGACUAUCAUAAUAAUGACACAAAAAGUAUUACAUUAUGUAAUAUGAAUAAAUAAAUAUGACUAAAUAAGUACAAUUAGCUUCAAUUCGAAAUUUGCUCUGAAUUUUGUCUCCUUUCGAUUAAUGUAGGGAUUUAUUCAUGUAAACUAGCUUGAUCUCAAAAUGACGGUAAAUUGAUGUUAAUAAGCACGUCAAAAAUCGUUUACGUAUUUAGCUAUAUUUAUUCCCAGGUAGUCACCUGACAUUUAUUUUUUACAUCUUUUAAUGUCAUUUUGAGUUAUUUGUAAGUAAACUAAUCUUGUUUUGCUUUAAUAUCAAAAAACACGUCAAAAACGCACAUCGAUUUGAUAUUGAUGAAAUCUUGACGUCUAUUAGACAUCCACACAUUGACAUUUUUUUUAACCAUCAAAAUAACAACACAAACAUAAAAAAGUAUUAUAGUAUUAAAAAAGUUUUACUCGUAUGAAAGCUGCAAUUCCGAAUUUGAACUGGAUUUUCUAUCCGUGCAAUUAUGUGAACUAGCUUGAUGUUAAAAUGACAUUAAACUGACAUCAAAAAUUGAUUACAGGUCAUUCCAAGGUAGUCUCCUGACAUGUUUACGUGUUUUUGACGUCAUUUUGAGCUACUUGUUCAUUUGUAAGUAAAAUAAUCUUGUUUUUGCUUUGAAA
Danio rerio (zebrafish) is the source of this 2077-nucleotide messenger RNA. NCBI's taxonomy places the organism in Eukaryota, Metazoa, Chordata, Actinopteri, Cypriniformes, Danionidae. The record is from RefSeq and is a predicted model, not a curated record.